Messenger RNA from Malania oleifera, 2693 nucleotides. RefSeq lists its product as uncharacterized. The transcript is spliced from 7 exons. Gene Ontology annotation, molecular function: DNA binding. NCBI's taxonomy places the organism in Eukaryota, Viridiplantae, Streptophyta, Magnoliopsida, Santalales, Ximeniaceae. The coding region runs from base 221 to 1972 and encodes 583 amino acids. The record is from RefSeq and is a predicted model, not a curated record.
UUGCUCUGAGCAUAGGGAGCGACUUCAGGAUUUGUUAGCAUCGUCAUCCAGUGCCCGCAAACUGCCGUUCCCGUGUGGCGUGUGUGGCUCUCGCUGCCGUCCACCGCCGUGCUCCUGGAUUUUGCGUCUGCGACUCCGACUCCGACUCCUGCGACUUCCAGUAAUACAUUCGACUUGAUUUUGAGUUUUGACUGAAUGAGCUCCCAUUCCUUCAUUCGACAUGGCUAUUGCACAGCCUUCUUUCCAAAAUCAUCUUGGAAUACUGCAGGCUCAAGCCCUUGUUUGUGGCAAAUUUCUGGGUAAAUUCACCUAUGCAAAUGAAAAAAAAUCAACUUCUGUGUGGAAAUCACCCAGAAGAGUUAAUUUUGAUAUGGGGCAUCCUGAGAUGCGAUGGGGUGAGUUCUUGAUAAAGGCAGUCACUACCCUUGAUGCUAAGUGCUCAGUUCAGAGCAAAGAUGGUCACUUGGGUUGCAGUUAUCUAACACCAGGUAUUGCAUCAACCCCCCACGAGGGUCAACUUCACCCCUCAGGAGAAGACUCAACAGAAUUGGAUGAGAAAGAGCAGUUGAGACGAUUGCGGAUAUCUAAAGCAAAUAGAGGGAACAGAGCUUGGAACAAAGGCAGGAAGCACAGUGCAGAAACUCUUCAGCGGAUCAGGGAGAGAACCAAGCUUGCGAUGCAGGAUCCUAAGGUCAAAAUGAAGUUACGAAAGCUAGGACAUUUUCAGAGCAAAGAAACAAGAACUAAAAUUGGGAUUGGUGUGAGAUUGGGGUGGCAAAGGCGGCGUCAUAAGAAGAUACUGCAAGAAACGUGCUACUUCGAGUGGCAGAACUUAGUUGCAGAAGCUUCUAGAAAAGGCGCUAUUGGUGAGGAAGAGCUGCAAUGGGAUUCCUAUGAGACUCUGGAUCAAAUGCUUGAGAAGGAGUGGUUGGAGAGUGUUGAACAAAAGAAGAAAAUGCUUAGGUCAAAAGGCAGCAAUAGAGCACCCAAGCCCCUGGAGCAACGGAGAAAAAUCUCAGAGGCCAUUUCUGCCAAAUGGGCUGACCCUGAAUACCGUGAACGGGUUUGCUCUGCUCUUACUAGAUACUAUGGUAAACCAGCUGGUGCUGGAAGAAAGCCAAGGAGAAGGCCAAGUGGUUCUACACAGUCUGCUUGGAGGAUCCCUGCAAAGAAAAAGGCUAACGAUUCAGUUCAUUCUGCCAGGAGUGAGACCAAUAGCCAAAAUCAUGAGCCUAAGUUAAGGAGGAAAAAUACACUGCCAUAUAAAGAUCCCUUGGUGAACUCCAAGUUGAAGAUGAUAAAGAAUAUCAGAGCCCAUAGAGCAUCUGCGGAAAGGGAGAAAAGUGCAGCUGUGGAACGAGCAAAGCUAUUGAUUGCCGAAGCUGAGAAGGCUGCAAAGGCUCUUGAGAUAGCUGCAACCAGGAGCUCACUUGCUCGAUCCUCUCUCAUGGAAGCUAGGAAGCUUAUAGAUGAAGCUGCACAAUCAAUAAAAACCGUAGAGAGAAGGCAGAUUUCCUCUCCUGAGGAAAGCACAUACAAUUCCCUAGCAUCCCCCAGAUUGAUAAAUUAUGUAGAGGAAACGAACCCAAGACCUGAAGCUGUGGACCAAGCAGAUCAUAGAGAAGUAAAUGAUAUUCAAGCCAUAGACUCAAAUAGCAGUGAUGAUGAAGAAUUUCAUUUUGGAAGCUACACCUUACAGAAUUUACUGAAUGGCAGCGAGGAAGUUCUCCAAACAAGCUGCCAGGACUAUAGUUUACCUCAGUUAGGUUUUGGUGAUCUUAUGAAGCGGUCAGAUUCACCGAGGCAGCUAGUUCAGCUUGAACUGAAUGGAAAUAUUAACAGCCAAAAAACCCCGCAACCAAUUCAAACCAUAUCUCAGUCCACAGAAAAUGGAAGGGCUGCUUCAAGUUCAGUCACCACAACAAAGAAAUGGGUUCGGGGGAGGCUGUUAGAAGUUUCUGAAAGUGACUAGCUACUGUUAAGCAAAUGUCAUUAACUUAUGCAGGUCUCAGUCAUGAAAUUUCCAUCCCAGCCACGGAAUCUGACCUGCCUGCCCAUGGAUCAUGCUUUGUUGUUAUUGCUGUCUUCUAUCAUAGUGCAAGUCAUAAUUACAGGUCAUCCUAUGGUGCCAAAAACUCUUUCUUUCUUCAGUAUUAUACUGGAGAAAAUACAGAAGAAAUUAAAAUUCAUCACAGCCGUCAAAGCAAUUUAGGCGUUUGAUACCAGUCCCCAAGUCUGGAUAUUUUCCCUCUCUGGCUCUCUACUCUGUUGCCCUCUUGUUGCUCUCUACCAUUCUCUUUUCAUUGCAAGACCUCUCUACCUCUCUCUCUCUCUGUGGUCCCUCAUCCCUUCCAUGUUGCCUGAUCUGCACUUAGCUAGCUACGGCUCCAAAACCUAGUUCCUGCUUGUUACAACUCAUUAUUUUGAUUCUUUUCUUUUCUUUUCUUUUUCCCCCCCAAAAAAAAAUGUACUUCAAAUUUGAAAGAUGUAGAGGCCUCUAUUGAAGGGGUUAAGUCUUCUGCUAGUUGUACAAAGUGGAGUUUGUUUAGAUUCUCAUGCUAUGCUAAUUUGUAAGAUGGGAUAGUAGUGGAUGACUAGAUGUGAAAAUGUGAUAGGGCGAUGGUGCUUUGGUGGGCAUUUGAGUUUGCAAGUGCCGUGAUCAAUAUUAUUGCUACCAUUUUGGGCAUUGAAAA